UGAGGAGGAGAGGCUGACGUAGGUCCAGGUGGAGGUUCUGUUCACAUCCCGGCUCAUGUGACGGGAGGUCAACGCUCAGGAAUACUCCAACUCCCAUCAGCCUCGGGGGCAGAGGCAGUGGAACGGCUCUGCGGCUCAAAUCUCAUUUCCACCGUGGAAAUCAGAUCCUGCUGCAGCAGAGCCAUUAAUCAGGAGGUUAACAGCUGAUCAUCAGCAGCAGGCUGAGCCGUUAGAGCACCAGGGGCGGCUCUAACAGGACCGCUGCCCUGGGCAAGAACCCCCUCCUGCCCCUCAAACUAUGAAUGAAACCAGUUAUCAGAUUUUAUUUAUUUAUUUUUAUUUUAGCAGGAAACAGAGGAAACUAACUCCUCUCCAUGUUGGGCCAAAAACAUUCAGAGAAGAUAUGUUUUAGAAAUCGAUUAUUCUGAUGAUUGUUUGGAUUAAACUGGCAGAUUUUUAAUUCAGUCUCUCAAGUUUUUUUUUAUUCAAUAUUAGAAAUACAUUAAGAGAUAAAAGCAAAUAAAUAAUAAGGAAAAUAAAUGUUUAUAUCAAUGCCUUUCCUUUACUGAAUUUAAACUGGGUGAACACAAAACAGCAACCCAAGGAGAUUUGAAAGUUGUUUUAUCUUAAAUGUGAAAUGUGUAUUUUGUUUUGCUUUGGCUCUGAAGGUUUACUUUUUACAGCAAAUUGUAUUUUUUUAAUCUGUAUACUUCUAAAUCAUAAUUAAGCUAUUAUUUCAGUACUAAUAAUAAUAGUUUCAGACCUAAUUUUGUAGUCUAGUUGUUGAGCGCCCUCCUCUCUGUGCCGCCCUGGGCAGCUGCCCUCAUCCUGGGUUUCCAGAAUCAGAGGAAGUGGAGCGCUGUGCUGUGCGGUGCGGUUCACCAUGGUUCAUGUCUUUCCCGCCUGCAGUGAGCUGAAGACGCGCAUCGAGAAGGAGGACACGAAACGGGAGCUGCUGGGCUCAGAGAGGAACGUCUCCGACUCGCUCUGCAUCCGCUGCCUGCAGCCCUUCAAGUUCCUGGUCAACAGCAAGAGGCAGUGCCUGGACUGCCGCAUGUUCACCUGCAAGUCCUGCAGCCGCUACAACAAGAAGGAGCACGGCUGGGUGUGUGACAACUGCCGCAUGACCAGGGUGCUGAAGAUGGGGACUCUGGGCUGGUAUCAUGACAACGUGAGGAACCGCUUCAAACGCUUUGGCAGUGCCAAGGUGAUGCGAUCUUUGUACAAGCGCCUGAAUGGAGACGGUGGUCGUGAUGACGACACCCAGAGCAUGCCGGAUGUCCACAGCCAUGGAUACAACGGCACCGAGGAUGAUCCUGGAGAGGGCGAGGCUCAGAGCUACAAAGUGAUGAGGAAGAAUAAACGUCUGCUGUCGGUUCAUCCCAUGGACUUUGACUCAGAGGACUACCUUCCUCAUUCACGGCGACCUUCUGUGCAGCAGAUGCAGGAUGAUCGGUAUUACCGGAAUGACGGGGACUACGACUACUACACUCACCGAGGGAACCGCAGAAAGAGUCUGGACCGUUACGCCAUGAGACCCGAUGACUAUGCAGACAACCGGAUGGUCCGAACCCGCUCUCUAUCAAAGAUCAGCUCAUCGGUGGCUAGGCAGCAGUAUGUUGACACCUCAGAUGAGGAAGAGUACCAGAGGCAUCCCCCUGUUCACCAGCAACCCCACCACCGCAGAAAGAACAGCAGAGCCUCUUCCCAGGAGAACCUGGGCCAAGCCCCGCCUAUCAACGAACUGAACAAGCGGAUGUUCGCCAUUGAGAGCCUGCUGAGCCGUCUGGAGGAGAAGAUGACUCCUGCUGAUGAGGCCUUGACUUCAUCAGCUCCAAAUGAGGAGGAGAAGCUCAGGAGGAAGCUGAGUGAGCUGGCAGGAAACCUGAGCGAUAAAGGCCUGUCGUCAGAUGAAGAGGCUGGGAAAAAGGUUUUUCCUGGGACUAAAGGGUCUUCUGGCAUCAGGGGAGGACCAGUGGUCCCUCCGGUCUCCCUGAAGGACAAGGAGCUGAGCUCGUCCAGCGAUGAGAUGCCAACAGAGGCUCAAAAGAGAUCCACUGCUGCCGCCCUCUGUGACCUCACCACUGAGGUCCUGAGAACCAUUAACGCCACAGAAAACGCAAUGGUCGAGUACGGCCUCGCAGAGCCGAUCGACAGGUCCCCCUUAGUUGGCUCUGACGUAAAGCAGGCCGAUGAUGCUUUCAGGGAACUUGAGGAAAAUGUGUAUAUCACGGCCGGACGGUCGUAUGAGCUGGAGUCUAAGCUGCGGCGACUCGAACAAAGUGCCAAGAACCGUUUUGGAGGGACGACGGACUCUGAGCUGUCGGAGCUGGAGGAUGUGGUGGCGCUGACUGCUGCCAGAGUACAGAGCGCCGAGAGCGAGGUGUCAGACAUUGAGAGUAAAAUCGCAGCUCUGAGCGCCAAGAAAAAGAGAGUAACGGCACUCCUUGGAGAUCCAGCAAUAUGUUCUGAACCAGGCCCGGUUUCAGGAUGUAGUUCACUCCUCUUCCUCCUGCUCUUCAGCCUCCUUCAUCAAUGUUCACGGACUGGAACCGGGACACACAACAAAUCAGUCCCUGAGGAACAUCAUGGAGUUCAGAGAACCUGCAGAUGGAGUUUAAACCUGAAGGGUUGGAUUUUUGGGUUGGUUUAUUCUGUUCUUUACUCCUGAUAAACCACCAAAAAGGUCCAACAGAAACAGAGGAUCCUACUGAGAUUCAAGGAAUGAUCCCUUCAGGAUUCUGUCUGCAUCUGAUUGGUUCUGAGUUCCAGAAGAUUCUUCAACAUUACUAUUGGCACAUAGCUGGGAAAAGUAUCUCACCCCAUAAUAGAUUUCUUCUUCUUUUAUUUUUAAAACAUAAAGUCGGAUUUUAAAUCAUGAUUUCACUUAUUUUAUCAAUUCAAUCGACUCUGAGUGGAAAAGUAAUCACACCCCCUGGUGACAUUAUUUAAAUUAACUCUUUAAUCACAGUUUGUUCAGUAGUCCAGCCACACCGGAUUCCCGUUCCCUCUCCACUCUGAUGAUAAUGACGAUGAUGAUGUGUUUAGCUUCUGUUCAAUAAACAACAUAAACAACUCA
This is a messenger RNA of Gambusia affinis (western mosquitofish), 3079 nucleotides long. RefSeq names its product melanophilin a (gene mlpha). Gene Ontology annotation, molecular function: myosin binding; actin binding; small GTPase binding. The record is from RefSeq and is a predicted model, not a curated record. Gene Ontology annotation, biological process: intracellular protein transport. Gene Ontology annotation, cellular component: cortical actin cytoskeleton. The transcript has 14 exons. NCBI's taxonomy places the organism in Eukaryota, Metazoa, Chordata, Actinopteri, Cyprinodontiformes, Poeciliidae. The coding region runs from base 884 to 2671 and encodes 595 amino acids.